Molecule: messenger RNA, 1378 nt
Organism: Drosophila busckii
Lineage: Eukaryota; Metazoa; Arthropoda; Insecta; Diptera; Drosophilidae
Exons: 3
Coding region: 120-1367 (415 amino acids)
Molecular function (GO): protein dimerization activity
Source: RefSeq, a predicted model, not a curated record
CCUUAAAAAAUAAAAUCAUUUCCUUAAAAAUCGAUGCUGCGACGAGAGCCAAUCGCAGUAUUCUUGGUGUCAAUGCACAAUACUACAGUGGCAAGAAGCUAAAUAUUGUUACAUUGGCUAUGAUCCAGCUUGAAAAUCGGCAUACGGCAGCCAACUUGUGUAAAGAGAUAGAAGGAGUGUUGUCUGACUUUACGAUAACCAAAAAACAAAUCUAUUGUGUGACAUCAGACAAUGGAAGAAAUAUGGUUAAAGCAGUCGACGCCCUAAACAAGGAGGAUGUGGCUAGUGAAGAUCCUGACGACUCAAAUACGGAAAAAGUCAUGUCGGAGGUGAAUAUCUUCGACAUUAAGUCGAUUAGGUGCGCUGCUCACACGCUGCAGCUUGCUGUUAAGGAUUUUAUAACGGACACACAAUUAAGCGAGGUUCUUGGAAAAGCACGAGCACUGUCAAAAAUACUUAGAUGCCCAACAAACAGAUUUUUGCUGUCGAGCCAGAGUUUACUGAAUGCUGAGGUUGACACUCCAACAAGAUGGAGCUCAACAUUCCGGAUGCUGGAAAAGCUUUGCAAAUUGCAGUCUUUCUGUGAUAUACAUAUACCAAAGCAAAACAUGUCACAAGAGGAGUGGGAAGAAGUACACUUACUAGUGAGCGUGCUGCAACCUGUACAUGUUGCGACCAAAAAAUUACAGGCUGAGCAGCUGUAUUUCUCAGAUUUUUACAAGCUGUGGCUGGAAAUGAAGCUGGAGAUACAAGCAAUGAGUUCUUCCGCAAGCAAAACACUUGUAGCUUGCCUUGAAAACCGAGAAAAAGGAUUACUGCAAAAUGAAGUAAUGGUAUCUGCGCUUUAUUUAGACCCGAGGCUUCGCAGAAUACUUUUGCCAAAUCCAAUCCAGCUGAUGAUGGCACGAAACCAUCUGAAGCGGUUAAUGCGUCAAAUUUUUGACGUCAGUAAAAAGAAAUCCAACGCACCAGCUCCCACCCAAGUUGUUACACAAUCAAGUGAUUGUUCAAUCUUCUCACAAGAAGAAGGUACUUGCACCUUGCUAAGCAAUUACCUAAAUACAUUUGAAGUGGGCUCAUGUGAUGAAGAGGAGGAUGAUGAAGAGCUGAACAGUGCGCUGAAUCAAAUUGUGGACUACAAUCCAAAGCCAGUUAACAUAUCUGUUAAUCUGAUGGACUACUGGGAGGAUAAAAAAUACGUAUAUCCACAUAUGUACAAGUUGGCAACGCUUUGUCAAAGUGUCCCUGCAACACAGGUUUCUGUGGAAAGGGCAUUUUCUGCUUUAAAAUUAGUAUUAACCGACUUGCGGACGAAUUUGUCUGCAGAAAAUUUGCAAAAAAUUCUGUUUGUAAAGUUAAAUCAAUAAAUAAUAUAUAC